UGUACUGUUGAUUAUUACAGCAGUAGUGAUGCAUUACUAUUUCUAACAUUCUCAUCAUAAUUUUUUUCCUUCAGACUCAUUUUUAAUUAUUAAUUGUCCUGUCUAUGAUAUUUAGAUUAAUCUUAUUUAUCUUUUUUAAUGAAAACAAGGAUCAUCUAAACCAAAUUAACAUCUCUUGAACCAAAUUAACACAGGAAUAAUUCACACAGUUACAGUAAAUAGCUUUCGAUUCACUGUAUAUGCUCACUACACAGGAUAUGUAAUACAAUGUGUUAUACACUAUAUGGCCAAAAGUUUGUGCACCCCUGAUCAUCACACUCGUAUGUGCUUGUUGAACAUCUCAUUCAGAUUUAUCCCCCUGUGUUUGCUGUUAUAAUAAGCUCCACUCUUCUGGGAAGCUUUCCACUAGAUUUUGGAGUGUGGCUGUGGGGAUUUGUGUUCAUUCAGCCACAAGAGCAUUAGUGAGAUCAGGCGCUGAUGUUGGGAUGUCGAGGAGGUCUGGGGUUCAGUCGGUGUUCCAGUUCAUCCCAAAGGUGUUCAGUGGGGUUGAGGUCAGGGCUCUGUGCAGGACACUCGAGUUCUUCCACUCCAACCUUCACACACCAUGAGUAUACUAUAGACGGCUGUGAUUUCACACUCUGAUCCAACGAAAUGUAUAUUUGCAACUUUCCCUGUUAUGAUAAAGAGAUUAUUGAGCCCAGUUGUUUACUUACUUUAACAUUGUAAUCCACACAUAACACAUUAAUAACACAUAUAAUCAUAUAAAUAAUCUCUAAUGGUUACACAGGUAGAGUUUAGUACAAUUUGAAGGAUUUCCACCCUGUACACAAAGCCUCAAAACUGAUGGCGAUUCAAGUAGAGUUAGUUUGCUAACUAGAGUUAGUGUUAGCAAGUGCACUCGGACAUUCGGCUGCUUGAAAGCCAAGUUACGACUAUAAACACGCAAUUUCUCCACAUUAACCAUUUAUGAUGAUGUGAAGGAGUGGUGGGAGGCGUGUCUACAAAAUGACUGACAAGAGGCCAAUUCAAAUACAAACAUACAUUAUGGGCCAGAAAGGCAGGUAUCCAAAAUGUUUUUAUUUGAGCUACAUAAUACACUUGUUCUGAGACAAUGCCUAAAACUAUUAUUUUUUUAGCAUUUCUACAUAAUUUUACACUUUAUUUGUACUAGGAAGAAAUGAAAACUAUUGCCUAUUGCACCUUUAAUUUAUAGUCCUACUGUUAGAUGCUGUAAGUUAUAACAGGUGCUUUAGUGUAGCAUGAUCAUCUGAGGCAUUAGAACAGUUACAGGCAGUAAAUAGGCUAUGUUUAAGGUUUUUAUUAAGGUUUAUUUUCUGUAGGAAUAAACAUUUUACACAGCCUUCUGUUAAAACAACAUUUCUGAACAGUUUUAUGUUAUUAAUUUAGCUGACAAUGUUUGCUAACAUUCUCUUCCAGUGAGGAGGAGGAGCUGUUCUGGAUUGGUGAUAAAAUGUAUUCGUUUAAUCAAUAAAUCUUUGCAAAGGCACUAAAAAAUUCAAAGACAUGUAUGUAGUUGAUUAUAUUUAAAAUAUAUUUCGCUACUGAUGAAUUGAGCGAUAUUUAAAUUAACUCGUUAGCCAGGUUCAUAAUGAGCGCUGUAAAGACUCUUGUGUUAUACACAGUGGUUGCUACGGUGAUCUGAAGGAAGGACUUGUGAUUCGGCCAAUCAGAGGGCUUCAUUUGCGAACUAUUAGCCAAUCCUAUUGCGUUCUGGGGUAGGAGGCGGGAUUUGCUGUGGUACUGAAGGGGAAUUGUGAAAGCUCGCACGCCACGCCCCUUUCAUGACGGACAAAAUGGACGCGCUGCGAGUUUGUUGGUGCGCGCGCGUGGAAGUUCGGCAGCGCCGUUUGCGUGAGUUUAAAACGUCGGUGUAAAUUUCCUAAUAAAAAGUCGUCGGUGUUUGUAAAUACGACGUUCUGAACGUCAAAAAAUAAAGCUGGGACGCCUGUAGAUGCCGUUUUCCUGCGGUUUGGACACCUGGCCGAGCAGCUUGCAAAUGUAGAGAUGGAGAAGCAGCACACGGAUGAUUCCUCCUCCAAAGAGGCCACUAAAACCUGGGGCUUCCGCAGGAGCACUAUAGCCCGACGGGAAUUCAUCGAAGAAAUCGGAAACCUGGACCUCAUUACGCUGAUGCCGCGUCGGAACACGCGCCAGCCGAGGGGCAGAGGGAGAGGACGAGGUCGGGGCAAGCAGCCUAGCGAAACUACAUCAGAUGCCCCAAAAAGAGCACGAGGAGGCAGGAGAGCUGUCCAGCCAAACCUAGAACCAGAUCCAGAACCACAGCCUGGUUCGGAUGAUCUAAUAACUGCGUCUCGUGAGCUGGACUUACCACAGAAGACCGCAUCGGACACAGAGGCGUCGGAUCAAGCCGAAGACAGCGACGAGCUCACGCUCCGAGAGCUUCAAGAGCGAGCCAGGAAGCGACAAAAAUCAGAGGAGAACACCAAAGGAGGUGCAGGGACUGCAGAUCCGAGCGCCGAGACUGUAAACGAAGAUGACGAAGCGUCACGUGAUCAUCUGCAAUCAGACGAAAAUGUCUCGUCACUCUCUGAUCGAAUGACCACCAGCUCAGAGGUGAUAACCGAAAGCCGUAAAUCAGCUCGAGGUGUUCAGCUGGAGGAAGAGGAGGAAGAGGAAGAGCAAAACGAGGCUGAUGAGUCUUCAGGUGGUGAUGAAGAAUACAGCGACCCCAACGCCAUCUACUGUAUUUGUCAACAGAAGCACAAUAAUAGGUUCAUGAUCUGUUGUGACCGAUGUCACGAAUGGUUCCACGGUGACUGUGUAGGCAUCAGCCAGGCCCGUGGUCGUCUCCUGGAGAAAAACGGAGAGGAUUACAUCUGUCCAUCUUGCUCUCCGUGCCAAAGUCCCAUCGACGUCCUGAAGCAGCAGCCUGCGCUCUCUAAAGCGGCUCUGAGCUCCUCGUCCGAGAGCCUGUUCACCUCCUCGGCCGGAGAAGAAAGACCCAGUGAGGACGAGGGCAUUAAAGGGAAGAUCAGGAAGUCGAGCACUCGCAGCACAAAGAGGAGAAUCAAGAUCUUCCAACCGGUGGAGGUCGUCGAAGCCACGUCGGAGCCCAAAGAGCAAGCCGUGGUGAGGGAGCAGGCUUUGGCUGAGGAGAUGGUGAAAGAUCAGGAGGACGUGGUGGAGAAGGUGAAGGAGAAGGCUGCUGUUCCUAAGUGUAUCGGUCCAGGCUGUAGUAACGAUGCUUUGCCUGAAUCGGUAUACUGCGGCCAUCAGUGCAUCAUCCGCCAUGCAGCCGUGGCCAUGCACGGUCUCUCAGAGCCCAAAGCGCAGCCUGAGAUAAAAAACAAACCUGCACCUAAACCCACGCUUAAGAUCCACAAUCUCGGAAAACUCUUUAAGAAGAAAUCGGCGGAGAAGCCAGCCGAGGAUGAGGACGGCCGAAGUAAGGAGACGGGAUCUACCCCCGCUGCUUCUCUCACCCCUGACCCUGUUCACAAAGCAAUGGGGGAGCAGCAACCUGCAGCAAUCGCUUCAUCACAGUUUUACAAAGCCAUGUCAACAAAAUCAGAAAAGGAGGCUGCAGAAAGCAAACCAGAUAAAACACCAGUCACUACACAGACCGAGACUCAGAAUCCGUCAGCUCCAUCAGAGGCCCCUGCUGCUGAAAAAGCCACUGAGAAACCAGCUCCAUCGGCUCCACCGCUCAAAAAACCUGGCUCUAAUCCUCUUCCAAGCCGAGCCAAGAAAACCAUGCCGGGUUCUCCGCGUCUAUCUGCAUCCCGGCAGCUCCUGAACGAGGCUUCACAAGCCAACAAGUGUAUCUUUACUGUCCCAAAGAAGCCAAGCCAGUCUCAAGAGGAUUCUAACGUACCCCAGGCCUCAAACUCAGCCCCAGAGGUUCGAGUCCUGCCCGUCACUCCUGCUCCUGUCCCUCCGUCCAGACCUCUCCAAACUCAUCCUAACAUGCAGAUGAGACAGAACAUCAGGCGCUCUCUCACCGACACCUUGCUGAAAAGGCUGAGCGACAGCGAUGAUUUGGAUAUCCCUGAGAGCGAAGUUGAAAAGCUGGCUGUAAACAUUGAGAGAGAGAUGUUCAACAUGUACUAUACUACUGACAACAAGUACAAGAUUAAAUACAGAUCUCUCCUCUUGAGCUUGAAAGACCCCAAGAACAAGGGUCUUUUCUACCAGGUUGUAAAGGGACACAUCACACCAUUCAAACUAACCCGACUGAGUGAUCAGGAGCUUCUGUCUGUUCAGGAAAGUACAGCUAAUUUUGUGCCUCUGAAGGAACAACCGUCUCCUGAUUGUGUAGACAUGGAGCAACCUCUAUCUGUGUCUGAGAGCAAAGUGGUCAAAACAGAUAGUGUGCCCACGUCAUCAUCGGAGGGGAUGUCACUUGCUCAAGUCAGACAGGCCCAAAUUAAGAAACCUAGUACUGCUGUCUCAGAAAUCAUCAGCAGCAUGCUGAAGGACACAACAGCAGAACACAAAGCUCACCUCUUUGACCUCAAAUGCAGGAUAUGUACUGGUCAGAUUUCUGCUGACGAGGAUCCUGACGCUAAGACACUGAAAAAGGAUGAGCCAAAGAAUGAACAGGAGGACAAACCUCCAUGUACCGUCCCUUUAUCUGAUAAAAAGCCUCCAUCUGCUGCACUUGGAGAUGAUUCUGCUGCUGUUAUGGAGUCCCCUGCUUCUCCAACUGCAGAAGACUGUAGUGCCGAGACAGCUCAGACGGACUUUUCUCCGCCUGUAAUCCCUGCGGUUUCCAUAGUGACCAUAACAAGAAGGGAUCCACGGACAGCAGGAUACCGAGCUGCACCUUCUCCUUUUGUCAUUCCUGCUCCUGCUUCUGUUCCUGCUCCUGUUCCUGCUCCAGCUCCUCUUCCUGUUUCUGCUCUAGUUCCUGUUCCAGAUCCACCCAAAUCUCUAUCCACAAUUCCUAGUGACAAGGAGACUGUCGAGGAAACGAAGGCAGCUGAGCCUCCGCAGCCACCAGCGCCUCCACCACCGAUGCCCAAAUCCAUUCUGAUGAAGCCCUCAGCCCCAUCAAUCCCAAGGUUUUACAGUUCACCAAGUCUAACCACAAGAUUGCCGAGCUCUCAUACCCCAGCAGACAGCGAGACAAGUCACUUCCUGUCCAGACAAGAUACGAUAUGGAAAGGGUUUCUCAAUAUGCAGUUGGUGGCCAAGUUUGUUACAAAGGGAUGCAUAAUCUCAGGAUCUGCAGAGGUUCUGAAAAAGGAUUUGCCAGAUACUGUUCACAUUGGUGGUCGGAUAUUGCCGCAAACAGUUUGGGAAUAUGUUGAGAGAGUAAAGACAUCUCUAACAAAGGAACUGUCUUUAAUUCGCUUUUAUCCAGCAUCUGAUGAAGAAGAGGUUGCAUAUGUCUCUCUGUUCUCAUAUUUCAACAGUCGCAGCCGAUUUGGAGUGGUUUCUAACAUUUGCAACAAUAUUAAAGAUCUUUAUCUUAUUCCUUUAUGUGCAAAUGAGUCCAUUCCUUCGGUACUGCUGCCAAUAGAAGGCCCAGGACUUGAACAGAAUCACCCCAAUCUUCUAAUUGGCCUGGCAGUUUGUCAGAAACUAAAGCGUCCCGGAGCACAGACACAAGACAUUGAUGAGAAAAGACCAAGAAUCCAGACACUACAGGAUCCUCAAGUGAUGAACCUUCCUACCAAAUCUGCAGUUCCUGAUGUUAAAAAUGAUGAACCUUAUGACCCAGAUAUCGCACUCAGCACGACUCCACCUGAAUCUCCACCAUCUUUGAGAUCACCUGAUUCAUCUUCGUCCUCCUUAAACCUUUCCUCUGGAACAUUAACGCUUUCUAAUAUUCAUGCUUUGGUAACUCCUCCAGCGUACACCAGCGCAGAUGUUGCAAAGAUCACGUCUUCCAGUGUCCCACCAGUUUGUGGCACCUCUUCCACCACCACUACACCGCUCCAAACCAUUCUUAAUACAAUAUUUGGUAAAAAGAAACAAGGCCCUGAUUCUGCAAUGAAUACCAGUGAGACAACUUCUACAGCAGUAAAAGAACCAGCAAUACCUUCUCCGACUGUAGACCCCAUCAUUCAACAGUAUCAGCAGACUCCUAAGACUACAGUGGAGUUUGAUGAUAAUGAUAGACCCUAUGACCCUGAGGAAGAGUAUGAUCCAGCUUUAGGAUAUCAAAAUCUCACUCCCUCUAAACCACUUGAACUGUCAAAACCUAAUACAUUACCUGCUGGUGCUAAUGACGAUGAUGGCGAUGAUGAUAGGCCCUAUGAUCCAGAAGAGGAAUAUAAUUUGGGAAAUAAAGUUGAUUCCGUUCACACAAGUAAUACUACAAAAUAUUCUGAUACUGAACCAUUAUUAGGAGCCUCUGCAAUAAAGGAUGAUGUAGCAUAUGAUCCAGAGGAUGACACAGUCUUUGAAGAGAUGCAGAAUUACCUUACAGAUAAUAAAUCUGCCACCUCUGAAUAUGGGACGUCAUCAACAAUGUCAUUAUCUGAACAGCAGAAAAUGUUAGAAGACUUGAACCGGCAGAUUGAGGAACAGAAACGCCAGCUUGAGGAACAGGAGGAGGCUUUGCGUCUUCAGAGAGCAGCCGUUGGGGUUUCCAUGGCCCAUUUUUCUGUCUCUGAUGCUCUCAUGUCACCACCACCACGUUUCGGCAGGGAACCAGAUGAGGAAAUGGAAAAAUCACUAACUGCUUCAGCAAUUAAUCUGAAUAGAGAUCCGAGGCAAUAUAGACACCUGAGGCAGAAUGCUGUAAAUCCAUCAGCGAUGGGUCAUACUGACAAAGAAAAUGUAAAUGAAAAAAGGGAAAGUUCUAAGACCAAGUGCCUGGCAAACAAUUCUCUAGAGAAAGAUUUGUCAAAAAAUGAUCAAGUUAUGUCAUUAGGUAAGUUAGAUGACAAAAGGUCCAUGAAUGCUGAUACAACAGUGUUGCGUUCUGUGAGGAAUUCAGAAAAAAGUACACAUCUCGGUGCAUCUGAACUGCAAGAAGGUACCUCAUCAUCUGGUAACGAGAACAUUCAACACUCUCAUUCACCAUCAAAAGAUUCAGGCAAAACAAGACAAAGUCGUACAUCCAGGAGACAACAUCACAGCCCUCCCCAAAGACGAUCGAGACAUGAGACACGUAGGUCAUACCAUGAGAAAAGAACCUCUGAUCAGUCAAAAGAUGAUGGAAACAGCAGAAGAGGUAGACGUUCUCCUGAACGGUCCUCCAGACGAAGCCGCAGUCGUAGUCGCAGGAAGGGAAGAGCAUCAUCGAGGGAGAGAGAGCGGCACCAUCACAAAAGUACAUCAUCAAGACAUAGUAGUAGGAGGGACAGGCAGUAUUCAUCAUCAAGAUCACGCUCAACUCGGAGUAGAACAUCUCCAAAACUGGAGAAUAAUCCGUCUAAUCAAAAAGAGAACUCAGCGUCGAAACAGAAGAAUGAGCCCAACACUGACUCCACAGACAGUGCAAACAAUGUAGCAUCUGAGCAAUCUCAGAUUCAGAGUGAUAAAUCUCAGAAUGAGGCUUCUGGGAGUGGAGAGUCAAAAAUAACCAAAAUACAGAAAGGUGAUAUUACAAAACCUGAAACUGAUCAGUCCUGUCAUAGAGAGCAACCAAAGAAGCAAGAGCAGUUAGAACCAAAUCAAAUCAAAGCAAAUCCAUUGCAAAGAGAAGAUUUUCAGAAAAACAAGCCACAAUCUGAGAAACUAUCAAUACAGCAAGGAAGGAACAGUGAGUCCCAUAACACCAGACAUCAGCAUGGUAGUCAGAGAGGAAAUGUACUUCAUAAUAAUGAGACUGAUUUUAGUCAUGGUACAGAUGAGCAGUCAUCAUGGCAGGAGUCUGAUCAUCUUCCUCAGAGGACACCUAAAAUAGAGAAAGAAGAUUUCCUAGAGCCUGACAAGGCUUACUCCAGAAAUUCUCGAAAGGUUUUGCCACAGAGGCCACCACAUUUACAAGGAAAUGAUCCCGAAAUGAUGCCACCACAAAAUCAGAAAAGUAGUUUCUCAAUGGAUGACACUUUACAUCCCAGAGACUGUACACCACAAGGGGCUCACUCCAUGGCAAGCGUUGAUUUGCCACAGUUGGAAGACGAUAUACACAGAAAUAUACACCAUCCUAGAGACCAGUUUAGACCAAGAGCACCUGAGGUUCAGUGGAGAGGCCCACAGCAUAGGAUGGGUGGUCCGAGAGGUCAUACACCAGUGCAGCCCAGGAUUCCCAGAGCUCCACACCCUGAGCGAUUUGAGAGCUGUAGACCUGCAGGUCCGAGAGGUCCAAGACCAAGGAUAUUGGAUGAUUGUGGGCCAUCUCAAGACUUUGGACCAAGGGGUCCAACCUCUGUACCUAGAAUGUUUCAGGGCUCUGGGCCUCGAAGCUUUAGACAAAGGGGCCCAAGCCCAGUUCCUAGGAUGUUUGAGGGAGCUUCACCUCAACCUUCUGGAUCGAAGGGACGAUUCCCAAGACCUGGAAUGUUUGAGGGUUCUGGACCACAAAAUUUUGGGCCCAGAGACGCAUUCUCAGGUCCUAACGUGUUUGAUGGUUCAGUUCACUUUGCAGGGUCAUCGCAAAGAGAGUUUGACACCAGAGACCCUCAUUUACAAGACUUUGAUGAUUCAUGGGGGUGUGAUGUACCUCACCAAGUUGAUAGAGAACCAUUUUCAGAAUUCAGACGCCCUAGAGGACGUGGUCCACCUCAGCAGUUUCAUGAAAAUAUGCCUGACAGUAGAGCUUCAGAGCAAGCAAAUUUUAAUGACUCAAGACACUGUGAUCCUCCAUUUGAUGAGGCAGAAAUAGGGCACCUACCACUUCAGUAUUCAGACGAUUCAAGGGAUUAUGAUCAGAAUUUUGCUAAUGAAAGUUUUCUAAAUCCACAAGAACCAAGAGGUCAAAGGAAUCCGACUCCUCAUCCCAAGCGAACCCGGAGUCCAGUACAUGCUAGGAACCCUCCACACAACCAACCUGAAGGAUCUCAAUUUCCAGGAAUGGAAUUAAAUGUGAAAAAAUCUCACCAGUUUGAUGAUUUUAGAGUUCAAGCAAUAGAAAGGGAAACAGUCAACCCACAUUUUUCAAAGCCUGAUAUUUUUGAAGGUGGCAGAGGUUGUGAAAGAGCUGCUCAAAUGAAAGGUCCACGCUUUAACCCACCUCAAAAUUUCAGGGGUCCAAGAGCCCCAUCGCCACAUUUUCGUGACCAGAGGAUGCCUCCACCCCGGAACACAGAGUUGCCUGAGGACAAACCACGUUCUCCCCAUUUUUCAUUGCCAUCCACCUCCAAACCUCCAAGGCCACAGGUGCCUAAUGCAAGCGAGUUUCAAAACCCGAUACAGUCACGGAUCCUUUUGGAUGGCCCAACUAAGGAGCCAGACAUUCGCCCUCUGCGGCUGUCUGGCCCUUUGCUCCCAACACCGCCUGGUGGCCCAAUAAGAUUUCAUAACCCUAGAAUGCAGAGGCCUUAUCUUUACAACGAGUGUAACUUGCCCCAGCGUCCUCCCACUAGAGGACACAUGGGUGACCUUGGUAAAGCAGGUUUGAAAUCAGGAAGCUUUGAUGAUUCAAACAGUCAAGAAGGAGAAACCUGUCAGGGUUUCAUUCAGGAAGGAGAAAUGGAAGAGUUUGUAGACAGGGAGGAAGAAUACAGUAGUCAGGAUAAUGGUCCUGGAAAACCAUGGUGUCGAGAGGCAAGAAGAAGGAAUAGCACUGCAAGAAGAGGUCACAGUAGUGAAUGAAAUACCAGAGAGAAUACUGGGGAAAGAGGGAUCGGCAGAGACAGGCAAAUGAGCAGAGAUACAUAUCAAAAACAGGCAUUGAUAGAGGAAGUGUUAGAAUAUGGUCCUAGUCCAGAGGUAAUACAAGUAGAUCACACACUGGUUGGUCAAGGAGUUGCUUCUCAGAUAGCCAAAGAAUGAAAAAAAAAAAAAACCAGAACGGCUGAUUUAGAGCAUAAAUGCCAAAGAACGUAAACUGACUGAAAGUUCAUAUGAAAAUGGUGAAUAUGCUCAAAUUCUUUGUCAGCAAAUACACAAAGUAUUUGUGGUAAAAAUCACAUUAAUAGUUUCUUUAAUUUACUUUUUAAGAGUUUGGUUUAAACAGUAAUGAGAGAUUUCUGUAUUCUGCAGGUGCUGUCAACUUUUUUCAUGUCAGACUAAAAAAAAAAGUAGUGUUCUAACGGUCUGCACGGUUAAGUAAUUAAUUAAAAGUUAUCAUUUUUGUUUGUAGCAACAUCACUGAAUCUUUUCUCUUGGAAAAAAACGAUUUUUUUUUUUUUUUUGUGAAAAAUUAUUUUAAUUAUAUUAAACACAGAGUUGCCAGUUUGUUGUUUAUUAUAUCUGUAUACCAAAUAAACUGAAAACGGUGUAUAUCUGUAAAUAUGUAUAGACUGAGUUGCCAGUUGUUGUUUUUUCAAGUAUACAGAUUUAGUAAGGAAUAAAUUGGGAACUCUGUGUACAUGGUGAAGUUGAAUGAUGUUCUCAACAGGUGUAAAUACUGGUGUACAUUUAGGUUCAUACAUGUUUUAUAAACUUUCCUACAGAAGCAGUGCAAGGCAUAGUGAUAGGCUGUUAAUAAUCUCACAUGAAGGAUCACAAGGCAUCAUGUCUACUAGUGAUUAUUUCAUUAAAGAAUGAAAAUAUAAAA
Pangasianodon hypophthalmus (striped catfish) is the source of this 10600-nucleotide messenger RNA. RefSeq names its product death-inducer obliterator 1. The record is from RefSeq and is a predicted model, not a curated record. Gene Ontology annotation, cellular component: nucleus. Bases 2026 to 9693 code for a protein of 2555 amino acids. Lineage: Eukaryota; Metazoa; Chordata; Actinopteri; Siluriformes; Pangasiidae. Gene Ontology annotation, biological process: apoptotic signaling pathway; DNA-templated transcription. The transcript is spliced from 15 exons.